CGGAGUCGCCGAGGGGGGAGGGGGCGAGCACGGGGCCGACCGUUUCGUCGCCUCUUCCCCCCAGUGGACUGUGGACGUGUGCCGCGGUGGUCGUCGCCGGCCGCAAGAGGAGAGCGAUUCCACGCGGACUAGGUCUAUUAAUCGUCUCUGCUAGUAGUAGUAGUAUCGUUUGGGGGCGAUUGCUAGGUUGUUGGAGCAGGGUUGGGGUCGCUCGGUUCGCUUGGUCUCUCACUGACUCUCGCUCUCCGCCGAUUUUCUCCCGUACGGCCUUGGCCGGAAAAGGAAUUGUUUGCGGAGGCGGCGGCGUUGAUCCGGACAGCUUCGAUCGGAGGGGGGUGGAGGGAGGAGGGGUGGAGGCGAAGGCGGCGCGGAUGGAGGAGCUCUCGUCGGCGGUGGCGUUCGUGGAGGGCGGCGUCCAGGACGCCUGCGACGACGCCUGCAGUAUCUGCCUCGAGGCCUUCUCCGACAGCGACCCCUCCGCGGUGACCAGCUGCAAGCACGAGUUCCACCUCCAGUGCAUCCUUGAAUGGUGCCAGAGAAGUUCCCAGUGUCCCAUGUGUUGGCAGGCAAUCAGCAUGAAGGACCCUAUGAGCCAAGAGCUCCUUGAGGCUGUUGCGGAAGAGCGGAAUGUGCAAGAAAAUCCUGGGCGCACAACUACUAUUUUUCGCCAUCCACUGCUCGGAGAUUUUGAGGUACCCGCCGAUGCGGACGAUGCAGAAAUUGAAGAACGUAUCAUACAGCACUUGGCAGCUGCUGCUGCAAUACAUAGGUCACACCGCCAUGCCAGAAGAGAAGGUCGUCGCAGCAGAUCAGCAGCGCAUGGCCACCCACAAACUCUAUUCUUUUCAACUGCUGAGACCACUUCUGGUGGGUCUAUGUCAUCAAAUUCACGGCAAGAAGGGGUUCAUGAACAUGCUCCUGCUGUAAUUUCUGCUCGCCCAUUUCCUACCGUGGAUUCUACAGAAGAAACAGCUGCAGGCACAUCGGUGCCUGACACUAACUUGGCUAAUAAUGGUCCUGUUGUAUCAAAUAAUAGAGUUUCUAGGGACCAAUCUUCACCUGUCGGCCAAGAUGAAGCUGGACCAUCUGACGUGCAGUCAUUCUCAGACUCACUAAAAUCACACCUGCAAUCAGUUUCAACAAAGUACAAGGAUUCUAUAACGAAUAGUACACGCGGGUGGAAGGAAAGGUGGUUCACGCAGAAGAACACUAUAUCGAAUCUUGGUUCAGAGGUGAGGAGGGAGGUCAAUGCUGGAAUCGCUGCUGUAUCUCGCAUGAUGGAGCGACUGGAAAUACGGGAUGGAACAGGACCGUCUACUUCGGCAACCAAUGUUCAUCCUGCUUUAGAUACAAAUAAUCAAGGAGCUUCGCCCCCAAAAGUCACGACUGUUGGAAAUGAUGCCUCGUCUUCAGCAACUUGAAUGUCACAAAUCAGAUGUUCAGUGAGUUUACACUGCAUGUGGUUAUGAAGUGUGGUCUAGGACGAGAAUGUCGGUUGCGAAUAACAUCUCCUUCAGAAGUGCUGGUACUUCAGUUCUCCGUAUAUUCUGCAUCAAUAUGAAGGAUAUACAAUGCUUGGGGUUCCUUCUGAACACUCGCAUGCAACAUCUGCAAUAUUUGCAUGGAUGCAAUGAACUGGUUUGAAUAAUCUAUGUACAGAUGGUCAUGGAAGUGUAAAAGUGCAAUACCAUAUAUACCUCUGGUCUUGUUUCUUUCUGUAGAAUUCUAAGCCAAGUGCAUGUUGUAUUAUUUAUCCUCUUAAUAGAAUCCUAGAAUGAACAUGAACAGGGCAGUACUGAUUGUUAUUGGUGAGACUUUGCAUCCAUCCCACUUUUGAAUGUAUCAGCAUAACCCCCA
Molecule: messenger RNA, 1857 nt
Organism: Panicum virgatum (switchgrass)
Lineage: Eukaryota; Viridiplantae; Streptophyta; Magnoliopsida; Poales; Poaceae
Product: E3 ubiquitin-protein ligase RHF2A-like
Exons: 9
Coding region: 372-1421 (349 amino acids)
Molecular function (GO): ubiquitin-protein transferase activity
Source: RefSeq, a predicted model, not a curated record